AUGAUUAAGCACCCAACCGACUAUCAACUGCCGGGCGGCUGGAACGGUGCCGCCAUGAAUCCCUUGGCCACCCAACGUCAAUUCUCCCUUGUAGCUUCCUCGCCGUUAGGUAUAUUCAUGCCCCUGAUCCUCGACGCUCCAGCCACAUUGACUAAUGCAACUUGUGAUCUUGCCAAACCGGCCUGCUCAAGGUGCACGCGGCUGCGCAUUCCCUGCGUCGGCUGCGGAGAGAAGCGAUACAAGUUCAAGCAUGCACAUGCAGCGGCACCACCAUCAGCGGUUACACCAACAGCAGCCGUCCCGGCGCCGACGCCCCCAAAACCGGCUUCCGGUUCAGGCGGUCCCAACCCACCCGCAGCCGCCUCUUCGGCCAAUGCGGAGCCGCCCAGGAGGGGUCUCAUCACCCUUCGAAGGCCCCCGAGCAACGGUCUCACACGCGGAACAGCAGCGUACAUUGCCGUGCUGGGUGUGUCGGACCUGCGAUACGACCUUGCCGGGUGUGGCGGUUUUCUCAAGGAUCUUCCUCGGCGACUUGGCCGCAACAAGGCUCUGGACGCCUCCAUCGGCGCGCUCACCGCGCUAUUCCCCAGCCUGUACCGGGCAGAGACGUCGAGGGGCAUGCUGUCGGCCUACGUCUAUGCGCUGGAGUGCCUGAGGUAUACCCUGGCCGACCGUGCCACCGCGCAGACGCCCGAGACGCUCUGUGCUAUUUACAUCAUCACCAUCUGCCAGGCAAGUAGAGGCUGGAUAGGGGGCACCGAUGACCCCCCGGUGGCCCAUUCCGAGGCGGUCAUGCAUAUCCUCAACUGCAUAGCCGUAAACGGUUGGCGCGGGCGCUUUGAGAACCAACUGUUCCUCACGCUUGCCGUUUCCGUGGUAAGCAGACACACACGCUCCCCCAUCUCCCACCUGCUUCCCCCCUUCCACCCCCAAGCUCUGUGCCUAGGGAGUAGAACAACACCACCCAACACUAACCCCCCAAGCCCAACCCCAGAUCCCGAAAGCAUCUACAACCCCAACAUCCAACUCGGCCCCUGGUUCCGGCGCGUCAUGGACAACUUCACCCCGCACGGCACCACGUCCUCCAAGAACGGCGGCCCCGGCCCAGCCACCAGCAUCACGACGCUGGUCCGCCUCGUCGAGUUCGUGCGCGACCCCCACGGCGACGGCGGCGACAUCGCCGAUAUCGUGCUCGGGUACGAUGUCAUGCUGCGCGAGACGGCGCAGGCGCGCGCCAAUCUGGAGGGGAUGUUUGGGGUGAUGUCCGCGUCGCGGUCGGGGACGGGGACUGGGACCGGGACCGGGUCCGACGCCUCGAGUGAGGGGCUGUCGGUGCCGUCGAGCCCGGGAAGUGGUGGUGGUGGUGGACCAGACAGGGAGCGGAUCCAGCUGCUCUGCCAGGCGCAGUACGCGGUGCUGCUGGCGGCGACGAUGCUGGUGAACAGUUUGCUGGGGGCGAUGCUGGCGGACAGUGGGGAGCUGGUGGGCCAGGUGGCGGCGUAUCCGGACGAGCUGGUGGCGCUGAACGCGCAGACGGCCAAGUACCGGCCGGUGGGGGCCGGGUUCAUGCCGACCUGUUUGCUGAUGGCGUCCGCGGCGACGACGGACCCCGCGCAGUUGGGCAAGCUGAAUGCGGCGUUGGCCGAGUUUGGGCCGUAUCCCGGGCAUGGGAAGUGGGAGUACUGGGCGGCGGAGAUGAGGGGGUUGUUCCAGGGGCUGCGGUAUAAGAUGUCGUUGAUAUAUCGCGAGACAGUGUUACCGUAG
Molecule: messenger RNA, 1764 nt
Organism: Chaetomium globosum CBS 148.51
Lineage: Eukaryota; Fungi; Ascomycota; Sordariomycetes; Sordariales; Chaetomiaceae
Exons: 4
Coding region: 1-1764 (587 amino acids)
Biological process (GO): regulation of DNA-templated transcription
Molecular function (GO): zinc ion binding; DNA-binding transcription factor activity, RNA polymerase II-specific
Source: RefSeq, a predicted model, not a curated record